AUUUAUUAGUACGUGAUAUUUAAUAUUGUUCAUAAAUCGUCGAUAUUGUGUUAUUCGAUUGAAUAAUUUGUUUAUCAUCGAAUUAACAUUUAGCUGAUUUAUCAUAUUAUAAACAGAACAAGAUUGAGCAACCGGUUCGGUCGGAAAAGAAUCGGACAUGUUCGGCAAUCUUCGUACAUAUAAGAGUGGAACUGCUAACCAGUAUCCUCUUCAUUUCUGUUAACUUUUUGAAAGAAUAAGGACGUUAACUCUUCGUCGAAGGAAACGACAUGAUGCUUACAAAUGUGAAGGAACUCCCGUUCAUUAAACUGGGAGAUUUUACUUUAGAAUUUGAAUUAGGACCACUAAGUCCCGAAAUGCAAGAAGUCGCUAAAAAGGAACUUAGAGAGACACCAGAACUUCAGAAGGAAUCCAUGGAACGAUUGAGAGAAUUAUUGAAAGCUGAAACUGAUUUAAAGUGUCCUUUGGAAAAUGACGCCUGGUUAAUUAGAUUCCUUAGGCCUUGUAAAUAUUAUCCUGAAUCUGCUGCUGAAUUAGUGAAAAAUUAUUACAAAUUUAAAAUAAAACACAGUUCUAUAUACGACGAUUUAAAACCCAGCAAAGAAACGAAUAUUUUUCAACAAAACAUAUUGACAGUAUUACCAACUCGAGAUCAACACAACAGACGAAUAUUAAUCAUCCAACUUGGAAAGAAAUGGAAACACAAUCAGUGCAGUCUCGACGAGAUCUAUAAGGGUUGUGUACUAUAUUUAGAAGCGGCCAUGUUAGAACCAACAACACAAGUUGCCGGUGCAAUUGUUAUUUUCGAUAUGGACGGUCUUUCACUUCCACAGACGUGGCAAUUUACUCCACCAUUUGCAAAAAGAUUAGUCGAUUUACUCCAAGACGCUGUACCAUUGAGAAUUAAAAAUUUGCAUAUUAUUAAUCAACCAUAUAUUUUCAAUAUGGUAUUUGCACUCUUUAAGCCUUUCCUCAGAGAAAAAUUAAAAAGCAGAAUAAUCUUUCAUGGCAGUGAUCGUAAAUCUCUACAUCAAUAUGUAACACCAAAAUGUUUACCUGAAUGUUAUGGUGGCACUCUACAGAUUCCUGUAGUUAAGGGAAGUGAAUGGUUACAACUUUUAUUGAUGUGUGACAAAGAGUUCGAAGCUAUAAAUUCAUAUGGAUAUAAGAAGUAGCGUUAUUAAUAAAAUUUCAAAGAAAAACAAAAAACAAAAAUAUGUAUUAAAUUUUUAAAAAUCGUUGUUAAAGAUACCUUGCCACCAACAAUGGCAAUUAUAAAAAAAAAAAAAAAA
Messenger RNA from Polistes dominula (European paper wasp), 1292 nucleotides. Its product is annotated as alpha-tocopherol transfer protein-like. NCBI's taxonomy places the organism in Eukaryota, Metazoa, Arthropoda, Insecta, Hymenoptera, Vespidae. The record is from RefSeq and is a predicted model, not a curated record. Gene Ontology annotation, cellular component: membrane. Gene Ontology annotation, molecular function: phosphatidylinositol bisphosphate binding.